Molecule: messenger RNA, 528 nt
Organism: Anisakis simplex (herring worm)
Lineage: Eukaryota; Metazoa; Nematoda; Chromadorea; Rhabditida; Anisakidae
Source: the annotation of a GenBank genome assembly
AUUUCAUCAGAUAAGUUUUUAUUGAAAGAAACGAGUUCCAGCAUAACAAGGACCGUAUCGGCAGCCUUCAAUAACCUCUAUUAUCCAGUUAAUACUCCAUCAUGUCAAUACCAAAAGCAGUUGAUAAUCGAGUCGUUGUUCUACAAUUUACUUAUCGCUCUUCCGAAAGAGUUCGAUUCAUUUUUCGUUGCCUCAGUGGUCAUGAUUAAUUUUCGACGAUGGUUUCCUCAGAAAAAAGUUGUUUACAUUGGUGUAACAUUAGAAAUGAUUCGGAAUAUGGUUUGCGUGUUCAUGGAUAUAACUGGAUGUGAUAGAAGGGAUAUUUGUGUUUAUGGUGAUCAGAAGAAGUCUGAUCGAUUUGCGGAAUGGAACAAUUGUGGGAUUGUUUUUGCAACGGCUGAGGUGAGUGUUGUGCCAUUAUCAUGCAACUGCAGAUGUGUUGUAUUGAUGCAUAUUACUCACAGCAAUAUCGAUUCUGAUAAUAAUAUUUGUAACAUAUUCAUAAUGACAAUGUUCGUUCAAAAAUAG